This is a messenger RNA of Hordeum vulgare subsp. vulgare (domesticated barley), 1387 nucleotides long. RefSeq lists its product as uncharacterized. Lineage: Eukaryota; Viridiplantae; Streptophyta; Magnoliopsida; Poales; Poaceae. The transcript is spliced from 3 exons. The record is from RefSeq and is a predicted model, not a curated record. Bases 623 to 1129 code for a protein of 168 amino acids.
CCGACUGAAAAUAUUGCACCAGCCUUACCGAUGUGGAGACCAACUCCACGGCGGUUCCUCCAUAGAGCUUCAUCAGUAUCUCUCUCCAAAACUCUCCGUGGUUAGGGAAAAGAGUAGUGCUAGCGAGAUGCCCGGUAUGCGUCCUCGUAAUUAGUUGCUUUGGUGAAAAUUUGUGCCUAAGAUUUCUGUUGGUAGUUUGUUGUGCAUAUCAUUUUGGUGAAAAUUUGUGCCUAAGAUUUCUGAUUCCCGGAUCAAUGUUCUUGCAUUUCUGAAUUUCUUUCUCCCCGUCUUCCCCUUGGCGGAGCAACAUUGUCGCUCUUUUUUCUGAAGAUAUUUUGGCUCUGGGUAGCGUUUCAAAUAGUUUCCCUGAUUGUUGAUUUGUUCAACUAGUCAGUAGUCUCACCUUAUGAUCUUGCUCUUUUGUUUCCUUUUCAUUUUACCAAGAUUUGAUCUUCUUGUUUCUUUGAUCUGCUAUUUGCUGCCAAGAUUUAAACCGCCUGUUGUCUUGUCUGAACUUUGAAGGCCGCAACUUGGGCGUUGCAGGAGCAAAGAAGGAAGAGGGGCCGAGGGGGAGAAUGCCAGGCCGCCCAAGUUCGACGUGGAGACGCUCUGCCUACUGUACAUGAUGCUUUUCACGACGAUCUGGCUGUCCACGUUCCGAUUUCGGUGGCCGGAGCACGCCGAGUUCCUCCGCUACAGCCCGGCCGUGGAAGCCCUGGUCGCCUGCUUCUUCUUCACGUUCGUCACCGUCCAGCUGCAGGUUGCUCGCCAACGCGCUGUCAGAGAAACCCGCCCCGUCGCCGCUUGCGCCUCCCGUGAACCAGUGGAUCAUGGCCCUCUCAGUGUGGCUGUUCGGGGUCCUCUACUACGUGAUCUACGCCUCCAUGAGCGACGGGUAUGCGGCGGAGCCGAGCUACUCGGGCCUGAUCAUCGCCGGGGUCGCGAGUGUUGUGAGCCUCGCCAUGACCGUCUGCAACAUGCGGCAGCGCCCCGUCUUUGCUUAGCAGGAUGCUUAGCUGCGGAUGAUUGGUCAUCUUGGAACCUCAAGAGUGGCGACCUGAAGAAGGCCCAGACUUGCCUAUGGCAGUUUAAUAUCUUACUGUACUAUUUUCUACUAUCUACUAUCUGAACUCAGCAAGGAUUUGGCUUCAUUUGGGGGAUAGGAUUAAUCUAUGUCAGUACCUGGAUGUUUCGUGAUAAACUAUUUCCUGGUAUGUUUCACGAAAAACUUGUUGAUGUGGAAUCUAUUUAUUUCCUUGAGUGUCUGGGUUGCAAGCCCAGGUGGUCACUGGUGGAUCCUUGGUUCUUGUUAAUGGGGAUAUGAUCUUCUAACUCUCUGUGGUCCUGAUCGAUUCUACUAUAUUUAGUUAAAGAAAUUUCAGACUGA